Lineus longissimus is the source of this 6961-nucleotide messenger RNA. Its product is annotated as ventricular zone-expressed PH domain-containing protein homolog 1-like. Lineage: Eukaryota; Metazoa; Nemertea; Pilidiophora; Heteronemertea; Lineidae. Gene Ontology annotation, molecular function: phosphatidylinositol-5-phosphate binding. The transcript has 14 exons. Bases 318 to 2618 code for a protein of 766 amino acids. Gene Ontology annotation, biological process: regulation of signal transduction. The record is from RefSeq and is a predicted model, not a curated record. Gene Ontology annotation, cellular component: plasma membrane.
UAUUCCAGAAUUUUGCUAAUUUUGUGAAAAUUAUCACAAUUUUCUCGUAAUUUCUGCGUUGAUCACCAAAAACUGGUCGCCAUGUAUUUGUUAGCAGGCUAGUGAAUCAUAUCGGGCCGAUUAAUAGCCAGAUUCGGACGCUAAAUAACGCUUUCUUUUGCCAAAUCGGUUUGGCAAGGAAGAGGAUUUUUCAUUUUUGAAGUCUGGAUUGAUUGAGUGGUGAGACUGAUGAAUCUCUGACCUUUCGUUCGGUUUCUCACACUGGCUCUCACCGACAACUAGUCAAAUCUUGCUAGCUCACUAAGUAAAGCUUGAAAAUGCACGAACAAUUUGCUCAAGUUUUGAACCAACGAGAUCUGUCGCGGGCAGGGGAUCUCUUCACGGUGGAAGAUAAGGAUAUCGUAGACGACUUGUCCGAAGUCAUCCAGAAGAUUGAAGAGAUCUCAAGUACGAAGGACUUCCUGAACAGUGAUAAUGACCAGAGCGUCGUCGAGAUUUGUAUAACGAGGGUCACAUCAGCAAUAAGGGAAACUGAGUCAAUAUCAAAACAUGUAUCUGCAUUGGUGAAUCUCCUGGAGUCGUGUCUGGAUCAGAAUCUGACUCCGUCAACGCGAGACGAGGACCCACCGCAUGCCAAGAUCGCCUCGGAUAUUCUGCGAUGUCUUUUCUUGAAUUAUCAUGCGCGGGCGGAGAUCAUGAAGGUGGCACUACCAGUCGCUGUGAAGUUCCUACCAAAAGACAACAAGGAGAUAUGCCGCAGUUUGACCAGCUAUCUGUCGCUGGUCGUCAUUGACAACGCGUCACUCCUUGCCGAACAGAUCCCGCGUAUUCUAGACAGUAUUAUUCUGGGUAACCCGGGUUUGGUGCGAGUCUUGCCACAGAUCUAUGAAGAGAAUAAAGAUCUGAUAAAGAAGAAAAUUCCUGAACUAAUGAACGUGAUGCCGUCAUGUGAGUCUGCUGAGUUGGCCAAUCUCCUCCAGUUGUUUGUAACCAUAGCGAAGUCUAAUCCCGAGCUAAUUGAGCCUCACAUCCCCAGCCUCCUUGAGAACACGUCGACGACGUCGGCAACACAGCUUGUUCAGAUCCUCACGAUACUCGCCGAAAAGGACGUCAACAGCUUCAUUCUCCACACGACGAAACUGAAAGAAAUCGGUGACAGCUAUCCAUCAACACUGCCACCUAUUGUCAAAAUACUUGGAACACUUGGCGAGUGUGACAAGGAUUUAGCAAAAGAAGUGCUAGAGUAUAUGGUUUCAAAACUUGGAAAUGACGACGUUUGCAGCAUUCAGCCCAUCUUGGAACAGAUUCAACUGAUCUCGACAGCGCACCCUGGUCUACUAGCGCCACAUAUUGACACAAUCUGUCAACACGAGGAGGUGUCUAGUAGCGCGGCCCUGAUUAUACUCGAGUUGAAACAAAUGGAAGCUGUCAAUAGCGGUCAAACAGAUGAAAAGGAAAUGAUCUCAACUGCCAGUCAGACGGAGGGUGAACUCAAAAUAUCAGAAUUGCAUAAGUCGACAGAAAAGUCCCAGGACUCCAAGGGGUCCACCGUGAAUCUCAGCAACGAUACGAAACAAGAUAGUGUCCCGCUGGCAACACCAGAGACAUCUGGGACAGAGUCGCCAACAAAAGAUGUUGGUACCUCAGCAGAGCCAUCGACUCCCGUAUCGACUGGCAGUGGCGCCAAUACUGUGCAGAAUAAUAACUAUACAGAACCAAAACGAGACACUGGUCAGCAUUUCUGUGAUAAACACUUGGGCAAGAUAAAGGCCUACAUCACCGAUGUUUCCAGGACUGUGCCUAUUCCGACGAAGUGCACGGUUGAAGAGAGCAAGUCCAAACGGCGGAUGGUGUUAUCGUAUUCGUGCAAUGGCUGCAGCCCCCACUGCCUCUACAGCGGAAACUAUUUCCUGCAUCGAACAAAGUUACCCAAGACCUGGGCUCAUCUCAUGUUCUUGUCAGAGCAGGCUCAGUCAGCACACGCUCUGAGUCAAGACGACCCUGCCAUAGCGAUGAUCAAGCAUGUGUGGGAGCGGUUAAAGACGGAAGCCACGUCGGGCGUGUUCACACGACUCGUUACCUCUUCCUUUCCUUCUCAAAAGGACCAGGAAGCUGUGGUUCACGAAUUACAGUCGAUACGCUUCUUCGAUGUCUUCGAAUACAGCGUGUCCCAGAAACAAUGGGUCUGCUUCCUGUGCAAUAAUCCCGACAAGGUCUCGGGGCUCUUACAAGACGGACAUCCUGUCAUUGAGGGUCAGCUCAAAGAGAAAAAAGGACGUUGGAAGUUCUUCAAACGAUGGAAAACGCGUUACUUCACACUGUCAGGAGCUAACAUCACUUACAGCAGAGGUGAUCAGAAAAAGGCGACACUACCUGUUAAUAAAAUUCAGAGCGUCAAAGCCGUGAAGAAAGGGGCGCGUCAGAUACCUAAGGCAUUUGAGAUUUUCACGAACGAUCAGACGAAAUUCGUUCUGAAGGCGAAGGAUGGGAAAAAUGCGGAGCAGUGGGUCCAGUGUUUGCAUAUUGCCGUUGCGCACUCGCAGAAACAGGACGACGGCAUUAUAGACUUGGCAGAAACGGUGUCGCAGACGCCAUCUGAUCCACAGACGAAGUUAUAGUGCUGCCACCUAUAGCUGUUUGUGCUAUGAUGAUAGUUGCAAUUUCAGUUGUUUGUUUGAGGCCGAAUGUUACGUGCGUUAAGAGAUGUAAAUAUUUGGGGAAGGGGCAUUGAAAUUGUUUGAAGGGACAAUUGGGUUUUGGGGUAUUGUGCAAUAAUGUCCCCUUUAAACCUGAUGGGGUGGGAUUUGAAUAAAGGAUUUAGCUGAAAGGUGUUGAUUAAUUUACAUUGAAUUGCUCUGAAAAUGAUACUGAAACUUAGGUAUGGAUGUCUUGAAACAUCCCACAUGGCCACAGAGGUGUGGGUGGAAUGAUUGCGACUUUUUGUGGUCGUCAGUUUUGCAGAGAUUAAAAAAAUUAUGGAUAUUUAAAAAUGAAUGUGAUUUAUUGGAGUUUGCCAAAGGAUUUGUUGUUUUAAUGUGAAUGAUAGUUGAUUGAUGUCGAGCCUCGGAGACGGCUACAGGCUUUUUCAGAAGUAAAUGUCACUGUUGUUUUGGGCUGCUGUUGAAAAACUAAAAGGCUGAUUUCUUCAAAGUUCGUUUUUUCUUAAAUCUGAUUUUGGGACCCAACACAAUUUCCAGGUCACGGAUUUGUAAAAAAGUUUUUUUAAACUCUUCAUUGGAGACCUCUGUAAUCAGGAUGCCUCUCUAUUAAGGACAGCAUCUGUUAGAUCGAACCAUAGGCUGUUCUUAAUAGAGAGGUUUUUCUGUACUAAACACAGUGUUCCGCAAGCAUUAAUAAAGAUUAGUAUUUGCAUGCAUCAAUUCUUACAAAAAUUUAUCAUAAGACUAGUCUGUAUUUAUUCUUGCUACCUAUCAUUAUUUCCUUUCUGUCUAUUUCUUAACUCUUUGAGAUCGCGUCAUUUUUUUCUGUCGCAGUACCAGGAACGUGCGAUUUUUCUUGAAAAACACUAUGUUCAACAAAAAUUAAAAAAAUAAAACCAAUCAUCAAAGCUACUUGCAUUAUAUAUCCCCUGAAAGGUCUUUCUGAAUACUGUUCUUUGCUUCAUAGCAUUCCAAUUUAGGUAAAACACCUGAUUUACAGUAUUUUUUUGAAGAAAUAUAGUUUUCACCCCUCACCGAAUUCCGAAAUAAUUGGCAGAACUAGACAUUCCACUAUGAUUCUUCUAGAAAGCCACAAAAAGUCAUAAAAAACAACACAGAAAAUGUUCCUAGAACUCCCCACCAACAAACUGCAUAAUAAAACAUUGUCUAAUGCAUCCAUGGGCUGUAAAUCGGAAUUGACCUGACAUUUUGACUGAAAAUUGUCUGCUAGCUAUCACCACCAUAUAUAAAUGUACACUCAACCAUCACCCGACCAUAGUAAGAAAAAAUAUUGGAACACAGCUGUUAGUAAUCUAGAAUGACGGUAAAUGUCUCUCAGAUCAAUUCCAGACAGUGCCGAGCACAGCUAAACCGUGUGUAGAAAGUAAUGUAUGCAAACGGCAUAGGUCGUUUAACGUUACUGGUGCCUUAUUUUUCCAAACGACCUAUGCCGUUCAACAGUCUCAAAGAGUUAAAAGUUCUGCUAAACGCCCAAAACGGGGAUUGUGUUGGCUCAAGUGGGUUUGUUUGUAUAUUUUGUUGCCGAUCGGUGCGUGAAAACAUGAAGUGGGCUUCCCGGUGCUGUGCUUUAACAUUCGUAGACUUUGAUAGAAUUUGAUGCCAUAAUAAUGUGUAGAAAUUAGAUUAUUUGAAAUUCUAGUCUUGAUACAUAUCAGGAGUGAGGAAGGACUUGAUUUGUUUCAUAUCUUCUUCAGGUUGAUCAGAUUUCCGGGAACUCUUUUCUUGAAACAGGGAAAUAACUGCUUCUAGCUGUUGGGAAAUUGUUCAUAUCGGUCUCAUAAAGUUUAUACGAGGAUGUCAUAUCUACCUCAUAAUGAAUCUUUUAAUACAUCCUGUCCUGCCGUUACGUCACUCUGACCACGACCAAUCCCAAAAAUGAUGACUUUUGCAGGAUACAGGGUGUGUAAAGUAGACCGGGGGUGCCUGCAGUAAAGUAACGGGAGGCUGUGAAACGUCAUGAAUGACGUCAUUUGAGAUGGCGCAAAACGUAUCUACGAAUUUUGUGUGGUACAUUGUUGGGUUUCCUAAGCUGUUAUCUCCAGUGUUUUUUUGCCGUUUCAUGGCUGGAAUGAAUUUUUUAAUGGAUUACACUGGUGAGACAGGAUGAAAAGAUGCGUAUAUGAGGUGGGUUAAAAUUUUUAGAAAAUGUUUGAAGUGUGAGUGAUGUGAACAUUUUCUAGACAUCUAGAAGAACACUUUAGCUAAUGGUUUGCUGGGGUCCUAUCAGCUGUAAGAUUGUUUCUCAUGCUUAGUAUGUAAGAGUUUCUGCUACAUUUUGAGAUGAUCUCUGUACUUAAUCUUGCUGUAUGCAUAUCUGAAUUCCAUUGCCAUUUCUCCAAUUGUGAAUAUUAUUUAGUGUAUUUUUUCUUAUUGUUGACCUUUGAUUGUUAUGCAUUGUAAAAAAAUCACUUCGAAACCCUCAAAUUGAUUUAAGGCAUUCCUCUUUGUCCAUUGGUUAAAACAAGUGUAGAUUAAUCUAUGUUUGGUGAUAAGAUAAAUGAAUAAAUGAGCCACGUUCAGUUUUGUAUAGAAGGGCGCAUAAAUGAAAAGAUUUAUUGAGGUUGCAGUGAAAGCAUUUUACUGUACUAUUCAUUUGUGACCUUCUCUGGCAUUUUAACCAACAGGGUCAGGGAUGACUAAAUAUAACAGAAAAUGCAUAGACUUUCAGGAGUGAAGUAGGAAAAAUAAAAGUGGGCCAUUUUGACCAGGGCCGGUUGAAUUGGUCGGUGGCCGAUUUGGCGGGUAAGCAUUUGGGGUCAAAGACAGAAGUCUAUGAAGUGAACAUGCUCAGGCUAUGCCAAUUGACAUAGCUUGAGCCUGUACAAAAUUACCUUUUAAAUCUUUUUCCUAUUUUCUUCCUUUCCUCCAUAUGUAUGAAUUGUAUCUAUCUCCCAAUGGCCCUAUAUUUGAGUUUUGAUUUCUACCUUCAAAGGCUUUCAUCGUCAUGCUGCUGCUUCUCAAACUUGCCAUAUCUGUAGUUGUAUUAUAUGUUUUAACAUUUAGGAAAAUUUAGGAAAAUUACCUUGACGUUUCGUGACAAAUCAAGUCAUUUCUGCAGAAUAUCGUGUCUUUAGUUCUUCUAUUCACCACUAGGGGUGGUGGUCAACACAGCCAGGAGCCUGAAAAAGAGGGAGCGUGCACUGCAUUUCUCAUCAAAUCCUGUUGUGUUCCAAAAUUGCAUGGUCUAUUCCAAAGAUCUUUCAUGAACAAGGGGGGCAUGGGUCUGGUGCGCCCCCCUCCCCCUUUGGAUCUGUGCCUGAGCUUGGUAAAGGAGUCCAUCUGGCUUUGGAAAAUGUCGAACAUGAAGAGAGAUGAAGGGGGCGUCGAACUAUCUCACGUAUGGCAUUGUUGACCGCCCCCCUAGUGGUCAACAGAAGAACCAAGACACUUUCUUCUGAGAUAAUGCCUUUGUCAUGAAAGUAAAGUUAAAUAUUUUUAACUCUUUCGAGAAAGGAUAAACAUUUAUUCUAUAUGUUUUAAUUUGAUUGUUUUUUAUGUAUAAAAAAUAUUGUCUGAUGUACGAGUAAAUUAUUGUGAGGUUGUAACUUCCAUAUCAUUUCGGGCUUAUCGUUUGAUCCGAGAGUGGUUGGUUCCGAACAUGUCUGGUAUUAAAGCACUUCGUUCUUUACAGGUCAAGCUUCUGUGAAGAUCUAUAAUAGUGACUGUUAUUGUAAAGCACUUUGAAACAGAUCUGCACUAAAAAGAUUGAACAAAAUCGAAAAAAAUACAGGGUGACCCAAAAAAAAUGCAAAACGACCAUUUUUGUUGAAAUUGCAUACCACAAAGAAUGUUUCAGCACCAGGCUUGAAACUUUGUGUGAAGUUCAUGUACAAUGUAUCCACUGGAGAUAAUGUGUGCCGGAUUUGGACCUGAAAACUCAGUAAUACUGCUAUGCUUUAAAAAGAAUUUGCUGUGCUCUAGGAGGAGUUAUUCUCCAAAGUCAGGGGUAUCAUUUGCCUACUUACAUAUCACCCAGCCAUGGAAAGAGAAAAACUUGUCCACUUGAUCCCGUCAUGUUGGUGAAAGAAAUAGCUUUAAAAUCUCUAAAAGGUCAAUGUUCGCUUCACACCACUUGACCAGAGUAGAACUGUUGAUAAACUGCACAGGUGAUUCUGACUAGUUCAGGUGGAAUGAACUUGUUAACAAACUGAAUUGUUUUCGAUGUUAUUAGCUAGAGAUUUUCACUGUUUUCAGAAGAUGCUAGCUGUUUGUUGAUUGCCGGCUGUUUCUGUGUAUUAUGGCUGGCGGUUUCUGGCAAUAAAUGUGGAAAAAUACUUCAA